AUAAGGUUGGUAUUGGAUCGAAGAGUGAGGUUAUAAGUUUGGCGGUUUUCAAGUGUGUGUGUUCGAAAAAUACGCAAAACAAUGCCUCCAGCUGCUAAAAGGCACUGUUCGGUUAUUUUAUUUGACCUUAAAGGUCAAAACCGUUUAGGGGCGCUCCAGACGCUACUGAAAAUUUCAAGUACGAAUUUUUUCUCGCGUUCCAAGGAUUUAACCAAAUUGAUUUUGUUGAAUUCGGACAAGACUGAAAAUCGUUUGAACGCCCGACACGGGGGGUACGAACACGUAAAUGAAGUUACGAAGGAUGUUUUGUCCUAUAAUCCCAAAAAACUGCAUGAUUUUGUCGAAAGCAGUGGCGUCGGUGAGGGCAAUUGGUUGGAAGGUCUGCACGUGGCUGCCGCAAACUUGGUCGAUGAGUUUGAAGGAAUCAAGGGAAUUAUCACUUAUCAGUUGCUUUUUAUCACAGACUUGGGUUCGCCCCUGUCUAAAGUUGAUAACGGUUUAAUUGACAAAAUAGCCCGGCUACUGGACCGGCUUGGGGCUUUUUUGUAUGUCGUGGGCCCCGAAAUCGAGCCCCCUUUCACUAUAAAAACGCCCGAAAACAUCAAAACCUGGAUGGAGAAUUUGCAAACAAACGACCCAAACAUCGCCACCAUUAAAACCCUCAUUUCGAAAAUUCAAAACGGCGUUGUUUGUGGUCCCAAAAUCGGGACGAAUUUAUUUUUUUCGUACCGCAACUCGGGCGGGAGUCAGCCCUGGAACGUCCCAUUGGGCAUUGGCACAAACAUCAACAUUCCGGCACAAACUAUGAAAAUACUAAACGAUAUCGUCCAGUGCAAGUUGGUUUCAGCACAAGGAGCGAUCAGGCCUUCAACUUGGAUUGACGCUGAGGAUGAGUCUAUUGAAUUCGACGCCAGUGAGGUAAUUAGCGGUGUUUCGCGACACGGGAAAUUCGUCCCAGUCAACAACAAAAUGUUUCAAGUCUCAAGUUCGCGCAGUUUCAGCGUUUUGUGUUUCACAGACGCGGCAAAUGUGCCUGAGCAUUUGAUGCGAGGCGGCGGUUGUUACAGCGUUUUGCCCAACGCUAGUUUGGAAAAAAAUGACGCUUUUAAUUGUUUGAUUGAUUGCCUGGCGCAACAAAAUAAAUACGUUAUUGCCCGACGUGUCUAUAAUAAUAAUUAUGUGCCGAAGAUUGUGGUUUUGGUGCCGAAACCGGAUUAUAAUCCGAAAUGUUUUGUUCUGACGGCGUUGCCGUUCGCUGAUGAUGUUAGGUUGAAUUGCAAAGAACAGAAAGUUGAUUUGGCGCCGAAAAUUGAAGAAAACAAGAGCGUUUACAAACUUUUAGAUGGUUUAGAUACGGAUAAUGAAAAUUCGGUUAAGAAGGCGCCACUCGACAUUAAAAUGGUGCAGAACGUGAACGUCCAAAGAAUUGUUAAUGCAGCCGUGGAUAAAUUGUUGGAUAAACAUAUAAAUUUGGAAGAAACCGAUUUAGAUCUGAUGGAGCUUCCUUCUGGGGAAUAUAUGGAAGAACUAAAGAAUAGUUGGCCCGAACGUAAAAUCGAAGAAGUUAAGAAGAACGAAGAACCUGCGGCUGACAUCUCUGAUGAUGAUUUUGAUUGGGAAUAAUGUGUGUUUUCACUUGACUAUUAAACUUACUCUUGCGUU
This is a messenger RNA of Tribolium castaneum (red flour beetle), 1662 nucleotides long. RefSeq lists its product as uncharacterized. The coding region runs from base 82 to 1623 and encodes 513 amino acids. Lineage: Eukaryota; Metazoa; Arthropoda; Insecta; Coleoptera; Tenebrionidae. The transcript has 5 exons. Gene Ontology annotation, biological process: double-strand break repair via nonhomologous end joining; DNA recombination; telomere maintenance. Gene Ontology annotation, cellular component: Ku70:Ku80 complex; nucleus. Gene Ontology annotation, molecular function: telomeric repeat DNA binding; double-stranded DNA binding; damaged DNA binding. The record is from RefSeq and is a predicted model, not a curated record.